This is a messenger RNA of Catharus ustulatus (Swainson's thrush), 848 nucleotides long. RefSeq names its product coactosin like F-actin binding protein 1 (gene COTL1). Gene Ontology annotation, molecular function: actin filament binding. Gene Ontology annotation, biological process: regulation of actin filament polymerization. Gene Ontology annotation, cellular component: cortical actin cytoskeleton; plasma membrane; site of polarized growth. The record is from RefSeq and is a predicted model, not a curated record. The coding region runs from base 104 to 532 and encodes 142 amino acids. The transcript has 4 exons. NCBI's taxonomy places the organism in Eukaryota, Metazoa, Chordata, Aves, Passeriformes, Turdidae.
CUCGGCUCGGCUCGGCUCGGCUCGGCUCGCUCAGCGCCGUGCGGCAGCAGCGGCGGCCGCGGCCCCCCCAGCUCCGCGCUGUCCCCCCCUCCCCUUCGCCCCCAUGGCCACCAAAAUCGACAAGGAGGCGUGCAGGGAGGCGUACAACCUCGUCAGGGACGAUGCCAGCGAGGUGAACUGGGUGACGUUCAAGUACAAUGGCUCUACAAUCGUCCCUGGAGACCAAGGGGUAGACUAUGAAGCCUUCAAAAGGAAGUGCACAGACGAUGUGCGAUUGUUCGGCUUUGUCCGGUUCACCACCGGCGAUGCCAUGAGCAAGAGAGUCAAGUUUGCCCUCAUCACCUGGAUUGGAGAGGAUGUCAGUGGCCUGCAGAGAGCCAAAACUGGGACUGACAAGACUCUGGUCAAGGAAGUAGUACAGAACUUUGCCAAAGAAUUUGUGAUCAGUGACCACAAAGAGCUGGACGAGGAUUACAUCAAGAACGAGCUGAAGAAAGCAGGGGGGGCUAAUUAUGAUGCACAGACUGAGUAAAGGCAGGAAUCUCCUGGCACCAUCACCUGGAUCUCAAAGGGAGGGCAAAGGCACAAUAAACUAACACACCUGAGAGAUGAGGCAACUGUGGCUUUCUGUGGCUGCACAUAAGAACUCCCUUUUUUGCAUACAGUGGACUUUUAUUUUCCAUUCUCUCUCACGAAGCAUUCUUCUCUGGGGCUCUGUUUUUCUUUUUUCCCCCUUUUUUUACUCAUAACUCUGUCCGUGUUCUCGCACCUGUGGAAUUUAGGUUUGGCUCUGCUUUGGUCCUAUUCAGCCCUGUGUUAGUAGAGACUUGCCACUGUGUCCUUCUUCA